CUACAAAUUCUUCCCCCAAAUUCAUUGGUGAAAAGCUCGAACCUUUCUCCCAAGUAGUUCUCAAUGUGGCGAGCCGUAGCCACCGAAGCCAAGCACAUGGCAAAGUUCCUCGGCGUCCUCCACCUCACCCACUCCUACCUCCUCUCCGCUUCCAUCGGAGUGGGACCCAGUAUGCUCCCCACCUUGAAUGUGAGCGGCGACAUCAUGCUGGAGGAGCACGUGUCCCAUCGAUUAGGGAGAAUCGUCCCCGGUGACGUCGUCAUAGUUCAGUCUCCCGAUGACCCCAAGAGAAUGGUGGUCAAGCGGGUCUUGGGCUUGGAGGGGGAUAAGGUCGCUUUUUUCGACCCCCAUCGGAUUUUUCGGCACAGUUCUGCUGUGGUUCCUAAGGGGCAUGUUUGGAUUCAAGGAGACAACGUUUAUAAUUCUCAUGAUUCACGGUCACAUGGACCUGUGCCUUACGGUCUUAUACAUGGCAGAGUAUUUUUCAAGGUAUGGCCGCCUGAUGGCUUUGGAUUUAUUAGAUGACUAACCAUAAAGAAGAUUAUAUUGCUGAAGGUUCAGAUCCUGUGAUUUCAGUUAGACUUCAUUAUUCAUGUUGCCUCUUAGACUCCAGAAGAUCACUCGGGUUUGAUUCCGCGGACAUCUACACCCUUUCUCUAUCAUGAUGAAAACUAACCAUAGAAAUGUCCAGUCUCCUAUCUGAUCUCCUCAUCAACCUCUCUAUACAAUUGUGAACAUCAUGUAGCAAUUUUGUCACCUGUAACAAAGCAAGCAACUUCAAAUUAUGUACAUGUCUGAGCUCUGUUCUCUCUUC
Molecule: messenger RNA, 814 nt
Organism: Argentina anserina (silverweed cinquefoil)
Lineage: Eukaryota; Viridiplantae; Streptophyta; Magnoliopsida; Rosales; Rosaceae
Exons: 5
Coding region: 64-525 (153 amino acids)
Cellular component (GO): membrane; mitochondrial inner membrane peptidase complex
Molecular function (GO): serine-type endopeptidase activity
Source: RefSeq, a predicted model, not a curated record